GAUAAUUCUAUUUAUAAAGGUUUUGCGAAUAACUUAUUUGACGGACUUCCCACUCACAUGCACGAUGGCUAUUUCUAUCAUGUAAUGGAAAUGAUGAUAAAUGGCAUGUGCCGAAACUGUCCUGUUCAGCGUUCACCCCAUUUUAUAUAGUGAUGAUUAGACAAUGGGACAGGUAAGAAGCUUGGAUAAAUGCUGGAUCUAAAUGGACCACAAGGUUCCAUGCAAGUUAUCACAGAUUUGCACCAAAGCUGUAAAUUGACGAUUUGAACUGGAAAACUAUGCCUAUUUUUGAGGAUGAGAUUCUGUCUACAAAUGGAAUUAGUUCUUAUUGUCGGGAUUCUAUUAUUGGGGAAAAGAGGAUUGCUACCAUUGCGGUAUUGAAGAGAAGCAGAAGUUUAUACGUACUCUUCUACAGGCCAACCAUUCAACCUCUUCAAUGAGUCUGGAGAAAGAAUUCAUGAGUGCAGAAACUCUCUCUGUGCUGCGUGAUCAGUUUUCACCCCAUUUUCGUGUAGAUCGUGAAAGCCUUGCACCUAUACUCAAUAUCUUUAACAAAUUAAAGAAUACGAUACCAGACGAAACUUACCGUCAAGUUGUUGGGCUAUUGGUACAGUUCGACACUUCAAAGACCAAGGAGAAACUUUACAAGAACAUCCUCGUUGAAAAUCGAUUACUUCAUAUUUUGAGAGAAUAUGACGGCCUCCGAUUCGAAUUUCUAGAUAUACUAAACGACAUGGAAAACAAUGAAGAUCACCCUCUGAACGCUGAACCAAACAAGUGGCCUACAAAGGAAUCAAUAUACGAUGAAGGUAUAAAAGAAGAUAAUCAGAGAAGUGCUUGCCCAUCGUCAAAUAUGAGAAAAAUACCAAUGAAUACCAUGGAGGACAUAGAUGAAGUUUCAUCUCUCGAAUUCGGCCUGAGCAGACAAAUGUAUCAAAAGGUCCCAAUGUCACUUCAUCAUUCGAACGAAGAGGAUGGGUCUGUAUCUGACGAGAUGCGAAACGAUAAUCACUUUGACACACCAGCACAGGAGGUGUUUGUCACUGAACACUUAGACGAGUCAACUGAAAAUGUAGGUGUGGAUGACAGAAGUGACAAUAGCGACUUGACUGCUGCAAAAUUGGUUUCUGCUAAACGAGGCAGUAGGAAGCGCAAAGCGCCAAACUGUGACGUAUCUGAUGGAGAAGGUGUUGGGGAAAUUAGUAGAGGAGAAAAGGGGGAAAGUGAUACGUGUUUUUCAAGGGAAAAUACGUGUAAGGUAAAGGGGAGCGAGGUUGGAGGGAGAAUUAAAAAGCGUUCACGGCGUCAGGGGGCAAGGGAGAAUGACAUGAUGUUAAAACAGGUCGGAAAUCAUUGCAUCCUUAUCGGAGUUAAGGAACGCGCGAUAACCGGCUACAAUACGCAGAGCGAGGCAGAAGCAAUAGAAAGCGAGCACGUGACGAGUCAGGAUGAUGAUGACGACGAAGAGCGCGCUCUCGUCAUCGUUGAAGAGAAACCGUCAUCGACGUCGAAGAAACAGAAAAGACGCCGACCGGUAAAAUCGUCCGCAAAUCUUGUCAAAGUAAGCGCUUUGUGUCGGGCAGGGACUGAGAGAUGUGAGAUGAGAAGAAAGGCAGAGAAGGGGAAGAAAGAAUACGGCUUGAAUAUGAAGAGAGGUACGAGUUCAUCAGGCAGACAUAGUAAUAUCAAUAACAACUCUUGUAAGAGUGCCUUGGAAAUUGCCGCCGACGAAGUUUUAAAUACCAACCUGGCUAAAUCCAAACCGCGUUCUGACGAUUCUUCCUAUAAAAUGGACCGACGGAAGUCAUAUGAUGAGAGAACGGUUCUUGACAUUCUUAAUUUGGCUGAUUCGCAGGAUUGCAGAUCGGAGAAAGAGGCAAAUCCUGAUAAGUCUACAAAUAUCAAACCACUGACAAGUUAUUUAGGUCUGUACCCUUGUGGGUCACAUGGAAAUCUUUUGUUUCCCAGACAAGACAACACCGAACUCUUUCUCAAAUCAGACAAGUGUGCGUCUGGAUUUGUCAACGAAUCGGCCAAGUCACACCAGAAGUCACCCAGUGCCGCCAAAAAGCAGUUCAAGUCAAGUCGCCCAAAGUACAAUCCAAACUUUCCAUUCUCUACAACUGCAUUCUCAGCUAUGUCCUCUAUUGCAGAAACCACAACCUUUGAGGGGAGUAACUAUCUUCAGACCGAAGACUCUAGCCAAGACGAGGUCCAUUACAACUCCGGAUGGGACACAGCAUCAAGUCAAGAUAGCUGUUCUCUGGAGCGAGAGAGGUUGUAUGGUCUCGGGACCUUUGCUCAGGAUGAUGGUGAUGACAUGACCUUCUUGAAUCGUCUUCUGCGAUCCCCAAGUCCACCUGGCUUUGGGGGAAACAGCGACCCAUCGGGCAGGAAGAGAAGGCAUCGCCACAAACCUAAGAGAGAGCGCAAACCAAAGAAGCCUAGGAGGAGUAGGAGACUGCGAGGUAAACAUUCUCGAGAGGGCAACGAAAGUACCAACGAUCCUCACCAAAACAAGGACAAUGGAGUAACUGGAAGAGCAUGCAACUGUUGCCAGUGAAGAAAUCUUACUUAGGUGACAUAGAUGGCAUGAUGCCAACGGACAAGUCCACCUCAACAAAAAGUUGAUUUGAAUAAGAAGAGGAAAAUCCAACAAGCAUGACACUGAAA
Lytechinus variegatus (green sea urchin) is the source of this 2673-nucleotide messenger RNA. RefSeq lists its product as uncharacterized. NCBI's taxonomy places the organism in Eukaryota, Metazoa, Echinodermata, Echinoidea, Temnopleuroida, Toxopneustidae. The record is from RefSeq and is a predicted model, not a curated record. The coding region runs from base 437 to 2563 and encodes 708 amino acids. The transcript is spliced from 7 exons.